Messenger RNA from Ectocarpus sp. CCAP 1310/34, 4173 nucleotides. Lineage: Eukaryota; Phaeophyceae; Ectocarpales; Ectocarpaceae. The record is from the annotation of a GenBank genome assembly.
AUGUCUCGUUCGACCAGCAAAGACCAUCCUGCUUCAUCGAUUCCAAAAGCAUGCCCAAGCACGGUAGACUAUCCACCGGGAGCGGUCAAGGGCAGCAGGGCGCUAGCUCAAGCUCCGCAGACGAAACCCUACCGAUAUGCGGUCAUGCAGACAGAGGCACGCGACAGCGUACGACCAGAAGCACACGCUCAAACCCAAACCGAAGCUGGGUGCCUGAUCGGCGAGGCGUGUGCGGGCGUAGCUUCUACACUGGCUCCGAGUGAUGCACCGCGCGCAAAGAUUGCGUGCAUUUUUCGCGAUGGGGAAACGCUCGAACGGGUCAAUGUCACCGGUCCCCGGCGUGCGGUAGGGUUCGGCGAAAGCGGACCAGGCGCAGACGUUCGCUCGCUACCGGUGGGUCACGCUGGGUCGACAAGCCUGCGGGAGGAACCGAAAAGCAGCCACUGCACGAUCAGCGAGGACUCACCGAGAUGCAAAGCACACUGCGGCGAAGAGGUUUACUCGUGCGAGGGGUCAGAGUCGGAUGGAAGAUCUCAUGGCAGUGUUGCUGGCGGGGGUGUCGAGGGGGAACAAGCAUGGGGUCGCCGGUAUCAAAGCAAUGUGGGCGCGUCUCAACGACAGGAGGACGAAGUUUCAUCCGCCGCUGGGGCGUCUGUGGGUGUUCACGAGAACCCUGGUUUAGGAGAGAGCGCCGGAAGGGCCGAAGGAAUGCUCUCCUGCAGUGAACAGCCAGGGGUAAGCAGGAGCUCACGAUGCACUAGCGAAGGCUGUGACAACAUUGGCAACGUCGAGACCUAUCUUGAGGACGGCGUUGCGCUACCAGCUCAAGCCAUACGGAGUACUGUCCCGGAUGGCCCACCCGUGGGAUAUGGGCGCAAGGUCAACGGCUAUCCGGCGGCAUGGGGAUGGAAAACGGACAGCGCUGUAGCACGCCGGAGCUCAUCUUGGCCGUCCUUGGGACAAGGCGGCGGCUCGGUGCUGCUGCCAUCAGCUUUGACGCGCGCGCUCAAACCGAACCCCGUCCUCGAUCCUACCAUCGAGGUACAGCAGAUGUCACCGAGUACAGUACCUGGAGAAGCCGCUGUCGACGGUAGCAAGCGGGAGGGAGCGGGACAGGCCGAAUCACCGGCUCGUGCGGAAGUAGCAGACGACAGCAAGCCGGAGGGAGUGGAGCAGGCCGAUACAGCAACUCUUGUGACAGAAGUGAACCACGCAGCUCAGACGGAGCCGUUGUUACCUCCCCUCUCGCUCCGCCACCGUGAAAUGUCUCGUUCGACCAGGGAAGACCAUCCUGCUUCAUCGAUUCCAAAAGCAUGCCCAAGCACGGUAGACUGUCUACCGGGAGCGGUCGAGGGCGAUAAGGCGCUAGCUCAAGCUCCGCAGACUCCGCAGAAGAAAUGCUACCCAUGUGGAGGAACAGAGACAGAGGCACGCGACAGCGUACGACCAGAAGCACACGCUCAAACCCAAACCGAAGCUGGGUGCCUGAUCGGCGAGGCCUGCGUGGACAUAGCUUCCGCACCGGUUCCAAGGGCUGCUUCGCUGCCAGAGAGCACUCACAUUGUUCAAGAUGGGGAAGCACUCGAACGGGUCAAACAUACCCGUCCUGGCAUUCACGGUUUGGUAUCGUUCGGCGAAAGCGGACCAGGCGCAGACGUUCGCUCGCUACCGGUGGGUCACGCUGGGUCGACAAGCCUGCGGGAGGAACCGAAAAGCAGCCGCUGCACGAUCAGCGAGGACUCACCGAGAUGCAAAGCACACUGCGGCGAAGAGGUUUACUCGUGCGAGGGGUCAGAGUCGGAUGGAAGAUCUCAUGGCAGUGUUGCUGGCGGGGGUGUCGAGGGGGAACAAGCAUGGGGUCGCCGGUAUCAAAGCAAUGUGGGCGCGUCUCAACGACAGGAGGACGAAGUUUCAUCCGCCGCUGGGGCGUCUGUGGGUGUUCACGAGAACCCUGGUUUAGGAGAGAGCGCCGGAAGGGCCGAAGGAAUGCUCUCCUGCAGUGAACAGCCAGGGGUAAGCAGGAGCUCACGAUGCACCAGCGAAGGCUGUGACAACAUUGGCAACGUCGAGACCUAUCUUGAGGACGGCGUUGCGCUACCAGCUCAAGCCAUACGGAGUACUGUCCCGGAUGGCCCACCCGUGGGAUAUGGGCGCAAGGUCAACGGCUAUCCGGCGGCAUGGGGAUGGAAAACGGACAGCGCUGUAGCACGCCGGAGCUCAUCUUGGCCGUCCUUGGGACAAGGCGGCGGCUCGGUGCUGCUGCCAUCAGCUUUGACGCGCGCGCUCAAACCGAACCCCGUCCUCGAUCCUACCAUCGAGGUACAGCAGAUGUCACCGAGUACAGUACCUGGAGAAGCCGCUGUCGACGGUAGCAAGCGGGAGGGAGCGGGACAGGCCGAAUCACCGGCUCGUGCGGAAGUAGCAGACGACAGCAAGCCGGAGGGAGUGGAGCAGGCCGAUACAGCAACUCUUGUGACAGAAGUGAACCACGCAGCUCAGACGGAGGCCGAUACAGCAACUCUUGUGACAGAAGUGAACCACCCAGCUCAGACGGAGCAUCUUGAGCGGAAGCUAUACAGCGCAAAGUGCACGGUCGCAGCCUUCAAGAUCGCGUUCUUACUGGCAAGGAGCAAGCCGUUUGACCUGUGCAAUGACACCUGCGGCGGGCUAUGUCAGAUUGCUGCACUCUCAGAGGGCACCCCGCAAGUGGCGCUAGCAUUCUUAAGGUGGAGGACUCGGGGUUGUACCGGGGAGAGUCGCGGACGUGAGGCCACCAAGACAUCCGAUUGUGCGGCUCAGACCGCACCAGAAGAAGCACGAGCUUCGUCUCACGAUUCGAUCGACCUUCAGACAGGACUUUCGUCUGAAGAUUCCAAAGAGUUCCCGAAAUCGGCCGCGGCGGCGCGGACGUCAUCGCCUCGUCAUGGGGCCGGCAGCCCCGGCAAGGAAAAUGGGCUCGUAGAACAAGCUCCAGCCAAGAAGACCAUUGAACGAGGGACGGGCGAUGAAGAUACGGAGCAAGCUAGGUUCCACGACAUGCCACCGCUGCCCAAGGAAAGCCGCCAUCCUCUUUACCCACCGAUGCCACCGAUGCCGCUCGCGCCUGCACCAUUGCUUUCCGGGGUCGGACCGAAAAAGAGCAGAACGUCGGUUGACGGCCGCACGGCGCCCCAAGCUUUCCCCCACGCUGCCCCGGAACCGUUGCUAAUCUACACGGCGACUCGAGACUCACCGCCUCUCUUGCCCAUUCACGAGGACAGCAACGACAAAGGAGAGAGGCAACAAGCUGGUGGUAGUUUCAGUAGGGGCACGGCGAGCGAGGUCCAAGAUCGAGAUCACGGGCCUGCAGCAAACCAACCUGGCGGUGAUUGGGCACAAACAGCACCUGCUCCGCUUUCCUCUGAAGGACGAGAAAACACUGUCUCACUUACAUGCAAGGAGAAGGCCCGAGAUCAAACGACGAGCCCUUGGAGAGAGACAGCUUCUGCUGUUAAAGCGGUAGCUUCCACCGUGCCGACAGCUGAAGGAGGAGAAUCGCAACGACUACCGAGUCCUAAGUCGGCGUUUCACAACGACCAUUCGGUCGGAGGUUCGCCGGCGCAAACAAGCACGCAGGCGCCAGAGUCGAAGGAAAAGCGUGAAACAACGUUCACCACCCCUGACAAGGGAGAACCGGAUACAGCUUUCUCUGUUACGAUGGUCAACGCAACCGAUAAGAAGCUGGUAGACGAAGAAGAUCUCGAGGAUGGUGAAACGGCACCCGGGGCGGAGCGGAAAGGCAGCGAGAGGCACGGAAUGCAGCGCCACACAUCGUACAUCGCGAUCGAGACGACACACGCCGAGGCCAUAGGUCGAGCUUCGCUUUACAAAAGGGGAGACGCUCCACGAAAAGGAAUGGGACACACGAAGGACACCGAGCUUGGGCGGAAAGAGGAGCAAAACCACCACGAAUCGCGGGCCGCCGUCGAGAACGGAAAAGAGAAAGACACGGGUUCCUCGUAUCGCAGGGAUUGCGCCGUGCUGGCAGGGACGGCGAAGAUAGUGUUUGCGCUGAUGGCGGUGGAACACCGAAGAGUAUCGUGCCGGUUUUACCGCUGGAAACGAACGCGUAGUAGUCCAUCCUACCGACAACGGCGGAAGUAUCGGAACAGUGGCAAUAGGCCGAGCGAAUAA